AUGACUGAAGAAAAAAGGCUGCAACAGAUGGAGCUUCCUCAAAUGAAAUCCAUUUGGAUCGACGAGGACCAAGAAAUGGAAAAACUAUAUGGAUUUCAAGUAAGGCAACGAUUCAUGAAUGGGCCUAGUACGGAUUCCGAUGAGGACGUUGACGAAGACUUAGGGAUCGUUCUUGUGGAUAGUGAAAAGCUGGCCUUGCCGAACAAGAACAACAUCAAGCUGCCCCCUUUGCCCAAUUACAUGGCAAUCAAUUCUAACAUCAAUUCUAAUCAUAAGUUAUUAACUAAUAAAAAGAAGAAUUUCCUGGGCAUGUUCAAAAAAAAGGAUCUGUUAUCAAGGAAGCGUGGGUCUGCCACCCAAACCACGAAACAAUCCAGUAUAUCUACACCAUUUGAUUUCCAUCAUAUUUCGCAUGCUAAUGGCAAAAAGGAGGACAGCUCUUUUGAAUCGCACGAAAAAGAGGAACAAGAUGAUGGUGUAGAAUCCUUGGUCAAAUUCACAUCGUUGGCACCGCAACCGCGGCCAGAUUCAAAUGUCUCUUCUAAAUAUUCCAAUGUUGUGAUGAAUGACUCGAGCAGGAUAGUGUCUUCCUCCACAAUAGCCACAACAAUGGAUUCCCACCAUGACGGUAACGAGGCCAACAACGCCUCAAAUAAAACUAAGCAAUUGAACUCGCCUACAGAAUUGGAAAUGACUUUGGAAGAAUUGAGAAAUUAUACAUUUCCCUCCGUUCUUGGAGAUAGUGUCAGCGAAAAGACCAAUCCUUCUUCGCCUUCCGUUUCAUCAUUCUCUAGCAAAUUCAAGCCAAGAGAGUUGAAUGCGAUACAUACCCCUGAAUUAGAAAAUUGUUUCAAUGUCGACCAAUCACUAAACUCCCCAGGUAACAGAAUAUCUGUGGAUGAUGUGUUAAAAUUCUACUAUCAGUGUAGUGAAGCUAGUACUCCUCGAAAUACUUGA
Messenger RNA from Saccharomyces paradoxus, 957 nucleotides. RefSeq names its product Gic1p (gene GIC1). The transcript has a single exon. The record is from RefSeq and is a predicted model, not a curated record. Bases 1 to 957 code for a protein of 318 amino acids. NCBI's taxonomy places the organism in Eukaryota, Fungi, Ascomycota, Saccharomycetes, Saccharomycetales, Saccharomycetaceae.